This is a messenger RNA of Argiope bruennichi, 3428 nucleotides long. Its product is annotated as solute carrier organic anion transporter family member 74D-like. The transcript has 12 exons. Bases 499 to 2835 code for a protein of 778 amino acids. Lineage: Eukaryota; Metazoa; Arthropoda; Arachnida; Araneae; Araneidae. Gene Ontology annotation, biological process: transmembrane transport; sodium-independent organic anion transport. Gene Ontology annotation, cellular component: membrane. The record is from RefSeq and is a predicted model, not a curated record. Gene Ontology annotation, molecular function: protein binding.
GUGCCGGUCUCACUUGCCGCGAUGUCCGAGUCUAUCGCGGGUUACGGAACGCGGUGUCUAUUUAUCCUGCCAAAAAAGAAGCAACAAGAAACGGUUCCCGCGAAACUAGUUUUGAAAUUUUCUUUCCUCUGAAAGGCAAGGUCGGCAAAAUAACGUUUUGCUCCAAGACGUAGGCGUGUCCAGAGAGAAGCUUGCUGUUCUUAUUUUUACUUACACGAGGAGCGCUCGUCAUUUAGUUUACUCCAAGACCGCGAACCUCACACUGCCUCCGCGAAACCAAAACUUUGCCUGCAAAGGAUUUUUUCUGCCUUCAAUGUGACGUUCCGAAAAUAAUGAUCAGCUGAUUGAUUUAAUUGAAUGUCGCUUCAAUACUGGAGACGCCACCUGGUAGCGAAUUGAAGAGAUAACUGAGAUUCUUUUGGGACUGUCUUAAUAAAAUGAACAAAAUAAAAGCAAUUAUCGCUUUAUCUGUAUAAAUACUUGAAACCGCCCAGAAAAAUGGUUGAGUCGGGGCUUGCCAACGGUGCGGAGGCUGCAGACAUGGACGAUGUGCGAACCCCUUUAGCUACUAAAAUCCCAGCUGCAACUAAUGGAAACGGAUGUUAUGCUAAUGGACAUCGACCAAAAGGGGUAGCUAACGGUCAUGUUGAGGGAGAAAGCAACAACAAAGUGUGCAAAUAUGUGGACACUGAUAUCAUGGAAGGCACUGACUGUGGAAUUUGGUCUUUUAGGCCAAGCUGGCUCCAACCUUUCGCCAAUAAAAAGGCCUUUCUCAUAGUUUUCUGUCUUACAAGCGUCCUCCAGGGAAUGUACUACACCUAUUUUGUAAGUGUCUUAACCACCAUUGAGAAACUGUUCCAGAUCCAAAGCAAGACUACGGGUAUCAUUAUGUCUGCUACUGAGAUCGGACAAAUUGGUGGGGCUCUCCUGUUGACCUAUUAUGGUGGUCAAGGUCAUCGUCCGAAAUGGAUAGCUUGCGGUAUGUUGGUUUUUGCAGCUGCCUCUAUACUUUGCUCAACACCACAUUUCCUGUUUGGAAGUGGCGAGGAAUUUGCGGGUAACAGUUUAGAAGUGACAAACGCUUCAACGUACAAGAUGCGCGAACUUAACGCGAGACUGUGCCAUGACAUGUCACGUUAUACAAGAAAUGCUAGUUUACCUUCAUCGAAAAAAGCAAAGUCAGAACCAUCCAAAAUGGUUGCGCCUCGUGACAUACCCUCCAGUGCCGAUCUGAAACCGUUGGAAAACUUCACGGAUGAAGCAGAUGUGGAACUCGUCUCCAUAGCUCCUUUCUACAAAGGACGCAUCCAAACAAAAUGUGAUUCCCCUGACAACACUGCUUACCAAAAUCGUGUCCGGAAUGCUGUGCUUUCUGUUUUCUUUGUUAGUCUGCUGUUCAUAGGAAUUGGAGCAACGGCUGUCUACACUCUUGGAAUACCAUACAUCGACGAUAAUGUAGCUACGAGAGAAUCGCCAUUAUAUUUUGGUAUCACGAUAGGUGUUCGAAUUUUCGGUCCAGUGUUCGGAUUUCUUUUGGGAUCGUUUUGCACCAGCAUUUAUGUAAAUUUCCCAUUUGCCAAUCCUGGAAUCACUUCUGAUGACCCCCAAUGGAUCGGUGCUUGGUGGCUUGGUGUCUUCAUUGUCGGAGCAGCUUUGAUUCUUACUUCCUUCCCAAUGAUGGGAUUUCCUCGAAACUUACCACCUCAAGCCGCACUUAGAAACCGGAACAAUGGAGUUGUCUGUCCCAAGCAUCUGCGACACCAACCACCUUCUAUUAUGCCUAAGAAACCGUCAAACAAGAAACCCAGCCUAAAAGAUUUUCCUGCUGCAAUGAAAAGACUGCUAAAAAAUGAAAUACUUCUAUUCAGAACGGCAAGCAGUGUUUUACACAUUUUGCCUAUCGCUGGCCUUUACACCUUCUUGCCAAAAUACCUCGAAAGCCAGUUCCAGUUAAGUGCCACCAAAGCCAACAUGAUCUCAGGUAUGGCUGGUAUUUUAGUCAUGGGAGCCGGAAUUUUCGCCAGCGGCUCUUUCAUGCGUACUUUCAAGCCCAGUGCUAGGUUUGUGGCAAAAUGGAUUGCUGCAUCUGCCCUGGCCUAUUCUAUCGGUAUGGUGAUACUCAUGUGGCUUGGAUGUCCCCUUAAUGACUUCGUGGGACUUGAUGAAGUAAAUCCUGGGAGACCUGGAGGUUUAGCAGUUCAAGCCUGUAAUGCAACAUGCGAGUGUCGUUUAGGAGAAUUUGCUCCGAUCUGUGCAAGUGACGGCAAAACCUAUCUCUCACCAUGCGUAGCUGGUUGUACGAAAGUGCGAGAAGAAGGAGAGGAUUAUACAUACUUGGAUUGUCAAUGUUUAGGAGAAGGAGUCACUGCCAAAAAUGGAUUCUGUACCCUACAAUGUAAUAAUCUCACCUGGUAUAUUGUGAUCUUCUCAUUUUUUGUUCUCAUUCAUUCCACUUCAGAAGUUGGAUCGAUGCUUCUUACUCUGAGGUGCGUUGAUCCGAAAGAUAAGGCAAUGGCCUUAGGAUUAAUAUCAUUUGCUAUUGGAUUAUUUGGAAACGUCCCAUGUCCUGUCAUUUAUGGUGCUGUGGUAGACUCCACCUGCCUCUUCUGGGAAGACAACUGUGGUGAGCCUGGAGCUUGUCGACUUUACGAUCCUGUUAAGUUCCGUAUGAUGUUCCAUGGACUUACUGCAGUAAUCAUGUUGUGCGCCUUCUUUGUCGACGCUUUGGUUUGUUACAAAGCCUCAUCAGUUCGAUUUCAUGAUGAUGAGCUUCCCGUUACCGAAACAAAAGCGCCACCAUUGCCAAUACCACCUAACAAUGAAUCAGCCGUAUAAACUUGCGAGCUGAUCAGUCCAGAGAACACUCUGGUGGAAGUCAAAAAGGAUUUUGUCUUAUUGAACUUUAAUGUCUGCCCGACGAUGAGUCAUAAUGUACAGUUUAAAGCCAUUGAACUCCCAACAUACCAAGUUCAAUACUCAACAAAGACAUUUCUAGGGCUAAAUGCCUUUUACAUUAACACAAAGGUUACCUCCUCUUGACAUAGAGAAUGAUCUUACAGGAAAUUUUCCUGGACUUGAACAUUUCGUUGAACAUAUUGUUAAUUUUAAAUCACGUCCGUGUAAUGCAUUUUUGUUGUUCCUUUUAUCUGAAUCAAAAGCUGCCAUAAUCUUAAAUAUAUUUUUUAAAGUGUGAGUACAUAUCGUACUAGAUUUGUAUGACUUGUCAGAGGACAUGUGCAUGAAAGAAUAUGAAUAUAUAUCUUAAAUGUAUACAUAAAUUGUGUAUUCUUAUGAGAGUUGAGAAAAUUUUGAGAUAAGUACAAUAUUUUCUUUUACAUCAUCUCCUGAUCUAGAUAUUGUUAUCAGGGCACUUUGAAUUUGGAUAUGUACUUACAAAACAAAUUGAAUAAAAGCAAUUUGAAAAUUUA